This is a messenger RNA of Verticillium alfalfae VaMs.102, 888 nucleotides long. RefSeq lists its product as hypothetical. Bases 1 to 888 code for a protein of 295 amino acids. Gene Ontology annotation, cellular component: extracellular region. The transcript has a single exon. Lineage: Eukaryota; Fungi; Ascomycota; Sordariomycetes; Glomerellales; Plectosphaerellaceae. The record is from RefSeq and is a predicted model, not a curated record. Gene Ontology annotation, molecular function: IgE binding.
AUGCACUUCUCCACCACUCUCAUCGCCCUCACGGCCGCUCUGGGUAGCGUGUCCGCCGCUCCCUCUGCUCACGCACACCUCCACGCUCGCAAGCACCUCGAGAACCGCAACAUCGAGUUCAAGAAGGCUGGCCGUCCCCACGAGGAGCCAACCCCUUCUCCCGAGCCCGUGCCGACCACCACUGCCGUCGCCGCCCCUACCCAGGUCAAGAUCGCUGCCGCUGCCUCUUCCUCUGCCGCGCCCUCCUCUGGCAACGCCGAGGCCAAGCCCUUCUGCAACGGCAAGGGCAAGCGCGCCACCCUCGACCAGAUCAUGUACGCCGGCAACGUUGGUACCGCCGACAACUGGGGCUGCAACAUGCAGAUCAUUGACAAGGCCGCCGUCGACAAGUACGACUACACCACCAAGUUCGCCUCGACUGGCGAGAAGUUCUCGUGCUCCUGCUUCAACAAGGUCGGCCCCAAGGGCCUCCUCGACGGGUUCUGGUUCUCCGCCGUCGACUUCACCGUCGCCGACCCCGGCAAGGACGACGUCUACAUGGCUUUCGACACCAACUCCCAGGGCGGUUGCGCCUGUGGCCCCGGUGACAAGGCUCCUCGCACCUCCAUCGGCCAGCUUGCUGGCGUCUGGCUCGAGUUCGACUGGGGCAGCGAGCCCAACGGCGGCAACUCUGGCGCUGACGCCUCCGUUCUCGUUGCCGGCGCCGCCAGCCUCCCCUACCCCGGCAUGUCCGUCUCCGCCAACGGCAAGGUCUGCUCGUGGGUCAAGUCUGACGGCACCAACGAGGCCGCCUACAUGCCCGGCAUGGAGGAUCUCGACGGUAUCGGCUGCAAGGGCUACUACAAGGGCCACCUUGACGUCCUCAUCGGCGACAAGUUCAACCACUAG